This is a messenger RNA of Centropristis striata (black sea bass), 1114 nucleotides long. RefSeq lists its product as uncharacterized. The coding region runs from base 34 to 717 and encodes 227 amino acids. The transcript is spliced from 4 exons. NCBI's taxonomy places the organism in Eukaryota, Metazoa, Chordata, Actinopteri, Perciformes, Serranidae. The record is from RefSeq and is a predicted model, not a curated record.
AAAAAACAACCCAAUGGCACUCUCAUCUCAAAAAUGAUGGACCAAUCAUUCCCACUACGCAGACAAGAAAUUGUAAAAAAGGAGCCUGCUGUACUGACCAUGGUUGAACGAUGGCCAGCACUCUUCACAGAGAGACAGGUGUUUGCUGAGUUUAAUAGAAUUGCCAGUAAAAAUCUUGAGGGAGACUUCUUUGAGGCUCUGGACCAGUACACCCCACGUUUCAUCGAGCUUUUCAAAACAAAAAAGGGAACUGUUGGCCAGAAACUCAGUGAGCUGAUGCAGCACAUGAGCUGGAUGACACCAGACGUGACCGUACUUCGCUCUGUUGUCCUCAAAGGCAUUCCCAUUUUACUUGGUGACAACUCCAGUGAAUUCUUCAAGACAUGCUCUGAUACAGCGAGAGACGAGGCUCUAGAAUGCAUCACUGUUGGUGUGCUGACAGCUGUCAGUGAAGACAGUCCUCACGAGGGUCCAAGUUCAGUGGACCUCCAGCCCAUCUCCACUGCCAUCAUUCUUGAGGGAGGUAUUGUCAUGGAUCGUAUUACAAACUUGCCUCAGGCAGUUUGUCUGUUAUUUGGGCUUACAUAUGCUUUGCAUUUGGAUUACCCAAAAUGCAUGGCAAAUACACUGAACUUCAUUCAGACUGUGAUGCUUGGACUGGGAAAGAAAAACCUUCCACCAAAACUGUUAACUCUGAAGAACAGUCUGCUGGGUUAGACAGGUGAAUAGCCAUAGCACCUUGUAAGUUAUGCAGCCAUUUAUGUUCCCCUGUUAUCAGAGAAAGCUGGCUUGUUUAUGAUCUCAGUUUUAAAAAACAUUCCAUUAAAGUCUGUACCAUGUUAUGCUGGUAUGCCAAUGGUGGAAAUAGCGCCACCUUGUAAUGCAAAGAAUUGUUGUCAGAAAGGAACCUAGCAAGGUUAACCUGUUUACAUUUGUGUUUUGGGAAAACGUAAUAGUUAUAAUGUAGUACAAAUACAAAACCCAAGGGGUGAUGUUUUUCUUUCUGUUGGUUUAAACCUGGGACUGAUGCUCACUUUGGGACACAAAAUCAUUUGUUGUACUUUCAGUUUUUAUCAGAAAUGCAAUGAUUUUUUGUAAUAAAAGUUGUAAUGCA